Molecule: messenger RNA, 1217 nt
Organism: Symsagittifera roscoffensis
Lineage: Eukaryota; Metazoa; Xenacoelomorpha; Acoela; Convolutidae
Product: tRNA-splicing endonuclease subunit Sen34-like
Exons: 4
Coding region: 8-1021 (337 amino acids)
Biological process (GO): tRNA splicing, via endonucleolytic cleavage and ligation; tRNA-type intron splice site recognition and cleavage
Molecular function (GO): nucleic acid binding; tRNA-intron lyase activity
Source: RefSeq, a predicted model, not a curated record
CAUUUAAAUGCUUGAAAUAUAUCUUUCGAAUUCGACUUUCCUCAUUUUCGACAUAAAUAUCUACAAAACGCUGAGAGAGCAACAUAGAAUAGUUGCAAAACUAUGUGGAUCAGCAAAUGACAAGCAUUCGCCGGAUUCUCUGUACGUCUGCAACCUACCUGCUGUAUUGGUACAAGAGCAGGCAAGAUAUUUAUCUGUGAGAGGGGUUGCUCAAGUUUAUGAUUUGGGCACCAAGGUAUUGAACAAAAAAAAAGAAGACCCGAUUGAGAAGGAUGCAGGCGUGUGUGAAGACAAUAACGAGGCUGUCAUGGCUUCAAAUUGUGAUAUAAACCAUAAAGAAAGCAAUGAGACGAUGGGCGAUGCUAAACAACACGUAGUUAGUCGAAGUAAGUGUUCUGGAAAAACUGAUUGCAAACGGAGCAGAACCCAAACUAUGACUGUUGAAGAGUUAGCCGAUCGGCUUAUGAGUGAACAAAUCAGAAAGCGACAGAAAAUGUUGAAGUCCGACAGUCUAACUGAAUUCACGAAGGCUCGGCAGGAAACCUUGACCAAAUUAAGACGUGAACACUUUUUAGAAAUCGCUGAGAAGGUUUUGCACAAGGAGGAACAGAAAAGUACGAAGGUUGUUUUUGAAGAGCCGUUGAUGAAUAUUGAUUCUUGGGGAGAAUACGCAGAAUACAAAUUUAAAAAUUUCAUCAAUGCACAUGAAGAGUGUAGAUAUCGUGUGUUCUGUGAUUUACAUGAAAAGGGCUUCUUUCUUACUUCUGCGUGCAAGUUCGGAGCUGACUUUCUCGUGUACGAGGGAGAUCCAAUGGUGCAUCAUGCAUCCUAUACUGCUGUGUGUUUAGACAGUGAUCAUAUACAGUUGCACUCAGUCCUAUCUCAGAUCCGAGUGUCUCACUCGGUUGGGAAGAAGUUACUCCUGUGUCGACUGGUACAUGAGAACAAUGGAAUUGAUACUAUUGGUGCCUUACAGCCUACUGUGAAGUAUACUUUGAUGGAUUAUGAAAAGCCACAUUGAAUCCGAUGAUCACAAUCUUCGCGUUCGGUGUAGAUUGAAUUGGUGUACCUUUUAAAGCAGUUCAAAUUGUUGAGAUAUCCAAGCAAAUAUCAUGCGAAAAUGAGUCGUCGAGAUUUGAAGAGAAGACGCGUUUGAUCAAAAAAGAGUCUAAGACCGGGGAUUGAAAACUCGAGUUUGAAACAAAAAAAAACAACAA